CCGGCGGGCUGCACCAGUCUCCCGAGCUCGCUCCGCCGCCGCACUCCUCCCGGACGCCAGCUCCUCGCCAUGAAGGGCCACCUGAUCGCCGUCGCGUGCCUCCUGGCAGUGAUUGCCGCCGUCUCCGGCGACGAAUCAGCACCCGUAGGUGCGCCGCAUGAGCAGAGGCCCUUCCUGAGACCCCAGCCGCAGCCAGGCCGCCCGCUGCCCUACCCUCUGCGCAGGCAGAGCAGCGGACUGGACCGCGCCCGGCAGGCCAUCUCCGGCUUCAUGCAGAACAUCAUGGACGCCGGCCGCCGGUUCCGGCGCAUGGCCAGCGCCCGGCUCUUCACCAUGUUCAACCGCCGCUCGCUGCGGCGAUCGCAGAGGCAGCAGGUGCGCACGCCCUUCCGGCAGCAGUAGAGGUCCCGGCAGCUCGUGAUCCAGCUGGACUCUCAGCGUGGCCAGGAAACAGGCCACGGACCUUGCCAGCGAUCGGCCGGCCCGACAGCAGGUGGUAGUUCGCACUCCGGCCGUACGGCAGCGCUCGCGGCGCCGUGCUUGGGCUGGAGCGCCUCGGUCGGCUGCAGCUGCGAGUUCGCGGGCUCCGCGCUCGUCCAAUUGUCUUGUCUUGUUGUAGGAAUCAGGCUUCAUCGUCAUGUGCGUUAAGUUUGCGGUUGUUGUUACUCGAGUUGUUGGGCGUCCUUGUUGUCCGAUGCGUCCAGCCACGAGACUUGCUGCGCUCCUCUAUCUCAGGAAGAUGUGUCUCCGUUUCCGAUAAGUAGAUGCUUGUUUUUAAGAUUGACACUCGUAGUUUGCUUUCCGCAACGACGUCAUCUGAGCUUGAUUCCUUAGUGCGUAGAAAGAUUCUUAGUUCCGACUGUUUUCUGCUGUCCGACUUCUUGAGCCAGCAGUCAGGCCGUGCAUUUGUACAUAUUUAUUUCAUGUGACAUUUGCUUUAUAAAGACGUGCCCAGACGAUGUUGUUCUGUUGUCUGUUUUCAUCCGUUAGCUGAAAUAAGAAAUACACAGCGAUUAACAUUCUA
Messenger RNA from Pollicipes pollicipes, 1024 nucleotides. RefSeq lists its product as uncharacterized. The transcript has 4 exons. The record is from RefSeq and is a predicted model, not a curated record. NCBI's taxonomy places the organism in Eukaryota, Metazoa, Arthropoda, Thecostraca, Pollicipedomorpha, Pollicipedidae. Bases 70 to 402 code for a protein of 110 amino acids.